GUCCUCUCGUGGCGUUCCCGCAGGAGCGCGUGGGGAAUUUCCUGGCGGAUUUCUACAUGGUGAACGGCCUGGUUCUGGAGUCCAGGAAGAGACGCGAGCACCUGAGCGAGGAGGACAUCCUGAGGAACAAGGCCAUCAUGGAGAGCUUCAGCAAAGGAGGAGGGAGUAUCAUCGAGCAGAGCUUCGAGCCGGUGAGGCGUCAGUCGCUGACCGCUCCGUCUCCGAACACGAUCUCCUGGGAGGAGUACAUCACCGCCGAGACGGGAAAGGCUCCUCAUCUGGGCCGAGAGCUGGUGUGCAAAGAGAGCAAGAAGAACUUCAAAGCAACCGUAGCCAUGAGUCAGGACUUCCCUCUGAGCAUCGAGUCGCUGUUAAAUGUCUUGGAGGUCAUCGCACCCUUCAAGCACUUUAAUAAACUCAGAGAAUUUGUUCAGAUGAAGCUUCCGCCUGGAUUUCCUGUCAAACUAGACAUCCCUGUUUUCCCCACCAUCACUGCCACCGUCACCUUUCAGGAGUUCCGCUACGACCAGUUCCACGACUCCAUUUUUACGAUUCCCAACGACUACAAGGAGGAUCCCAGCCGCUUCCCAGACCUCUGAGCCGCUCCCCGUCUCCUCCCAUCUCCCUCCGGUCAAACUUCUGAGUCCCACACAAAGGGAUCGUGCUGAAGCGAGUGUGAAUCCGAAGCGGAGCGCAGCUGCACUACAUGAUGAAGCUCCGGAUGGAGCGGUACGUUAGAAACACGGAGCGUCGCUUCACAUCACCGCUGUAACUGGCAGGAAAUACGGCAUUAUAAAUUAUUACACAAGCCGAGUUUUCAUUAAAAUCUUUGUACAACUGUUACAAACUUGUAUACUUCACUUAAAGGAAACGUGUACAUUUAGGAAAGAAGCGGAAGUCGUCUGUAUAUGAUUUGAAUUGUCACAGAAUACAAUGUCUAUGUCAUUUCUACAAACUUUGUGUAAAUACCACUUCCUUCUCCAGUUCGUUUGCUUGUUGCAUUAUGGGAAAUGGGCUUGUUCACGCUGCCCUUCACUAUAUGUUUGUUCGGAUCAUUUGCUUUGUCACGUCCUAGUGGAGGAUCGGACUGGACCGGAUGUAAAUGUAGCAGAAACGCACGGGACUUUCACUUUACUUUCACCUUGAUAGAUGGAUGUAAAUACAUUCAAAUUUAAAUAUGUUUUCCAAUGUAGUAUAAUCGACUGAUGUAUAAUGAGAUAUUAGUGUAAAAUGUUUCGGAGACGUUCGAGAUAAGUGUUUUAUGUGUGUGUUUGCUGUGUGCCGAGGGAGAAGGAGCUCGCGUCACGUUUGCACCAGCAGUAUCACGUUGGAAAGUUUCCUCUGUUUCAUUCGUUCUUAUCCAAAUGGAAACGUGCUGCGAUGCUUCCAUGACCCACUACUGGCUAGUGUGGAAACUCGCGUGUUUUUAUUUUUAUUAUGUUGCCAGCUUCUUUUUUUCCCCUGUGUUUCAUGUCAUUGUUUUUAGAGUUGCUUUAUGCCUUCAGUAGUUCUUCAGAUUUUCUCCCAAAUGCAUUGAACUCUCGGAUGUACAGCAGGAACCUUGUAUGAACCUGCUGCACUUUUACACGACAAACUGCAAUUAAUAAAAUGUCCAGUCUGUCCAA
Sinocyclocheilus grahami is the source of this 1625-nucleotide messenger RNA. RefSeq names its product ankyrin repeat domain-containing protein 13C-like. Gene Ontology annotation, molecular function: signaling receptor binding. Gene Ontology annotation, cellular component: cytoplasm. NCBI's taxonomy places the organism in Eukaryota, Metazoa, Chordata, Actinopteri, Cypriniformes, Cyprinidae. Bases 57 to 599 code for a protein of 180 amino acids. The record is from RefSeq and is a predicted model, not a curated record. Gene Ontology annotation, biological process: protein retention in ER lumen. The transcript has 6 exons.